This is a messenger RNA of Penicillium cosmopolitanum, 1764 nucleotides long. RefSeq lists its product as uncharacterized. The transcript has 3 exons. The record is from RefSeq and is a predicted model, not a curated record. The coding region runs from base 1 to 1764 and encodes 587 amino acids. NCBI's taxonomy places the organism in Eukaryota, Fungi, Ascomycota, Eurotiomycetes, Eurotiales, Aspergillaceae.
AUGAUGGGCACCACUGGUCGUGUCUCGAUUGACCAAUGGUUGGCAAAUGUGUCACCGGAGGACCUGGGAGGGGACCAUGUCCGCAAUCGAGAUCGUACGGAUGCACUUGUCCCAAACGAUGGUCCUCAGUCACCUUGUCUGCCGUUGGAAACACCCAACACUAAGUUCACUCCACAACGACCACGGUUGAAUAAGCGCCAUCGAGAUGAGCCGGAUAGAGGUCCAGACCCUCCACAACAAUCUGACCAGAAGAAGAUUCACAGUUAUGAUCGGAAUCCUCGUCGCAAAACCCGGGAGGAUCGAUAUAAGUAUCAAACAACUGGCAUGUCCGCUGGGCAGCUUCACGGAAAGAAGAAUCCCAAAAGGGCCAAAACAUUGCGCCGAACUAGAAAGCAAACGACGAAUGCCGGAUUCCAUGCUCCCAAUGUGGCUCGAGAUAGGUUGACGCUCCAGCCCCUUGCCAUGGUUGGCAUAUUCAGCAAGGGGAAAUCAUCAUCUCCCAUUGAGCUACGUCAAGAUCAGUAUCGUGAUACGCGCAAUGGACACAGAUCAGCGAAAAUGACGGGUUUCCCGUCGACGGGGUCGGGUCUUGCAUUUUCAGAAACAAACGUUACUUUUGACAAGAAGCAGAUACCCCCGAAGUCGUCUACAUCUAACGGGACCGUGCUGGGACCGCUGGAGAUGGACCAUCACCCACGUGGGAACAUAUUGGUUGAUUGCUCCGGUGAUAAACGCUCGCUGAAACUGGUCACGAAUCCCCCGAAGUCAGGAUCGAUUAAGUCGACCAACGCACACAAUGGAAAUCUUGCCAUGACUGCGAAUCUGGGAGAGUCUCAGGAAUCGUCCAGACCCAAACUCAUAUUCCCCGCUGCCACAUCUCAAAGAAUUUUCCCGCAGCAGUGGGUUCUGGAGGCCAGCCAACUGAACUGUCUUCCAGAGUCUCGGUCUGCUACCCCAUAUACGUGGUCUGAAAGUGAACCCUACCAGACACGGCUUGACCGUUCGAUAGAAGAUACUCUUCUGGCUGUUCUUCAGAUCAAUCUGCAAGCAGGGAUCAAUGAAAACAGCAAGUCUGCCGACAUGGAUCGACGUUACUACGAACUCAAAGACCUGCAGGAAAUCUUAGAGGCUAGGAGGGAAUUAUGGGAAGAAGGGGGAAGUGGAGGUUACCCAGCGACUUGUCUAUCCUCACAUUCCAUUUCUCGACCUACCCAUGCGGCAUCCAGAUCACGAAGUGGAUGGAACGGGACACUCCAUGCCAGAAGGAUGGUUGAGGAAGACCUGGCAGAUAGUGAUCAUAUCUUCCAACAGCUGGAUAUGCUCUUCCAGGAGAUUGUCAGCUCCCAGGAUGGGAGGCCGACUCUCGAGGGGGAGCAGCUUGAAAUACCUCAGCCUCAGCCAGGACCCCCGCACUCCCUCAAGGCAGAUUUUGACACUUUCCCUUCCAAUAACUCAAAGGAAGCUCGUUGUGAUCGCCGUCAUAUGGCCCCGUGCGACAGAAUCAGCCUAGAUAAUGACACAUCUGCAUCGCUUCGUGGAACACUGUCGGUUAUUCGAGUCGGAACUUCCCUAGGGCCAAGCUCAAGUUGCAACAAAAAUGAUUUCCCGGCAUUUAUACCGACACAUUCUACGGAUCAGCAGCUUCUGAGCCAGCAGCAAUCUUUCACAGCGAUGCCCAGCCGGCGUGGGCUCCCAGCAGCGCAGUCGACCUUAGAACAGAAUACCUUCCCGCUCGGCUUUUGGCGGCAAAACAAGUUAUAUUAA